AUGGAUUCUGUAAAGGGGAAAGGGAAGAAAUCUGUGAUGCUCAAGGCAUGGGAGAGAUGGCAAUCCAUAUGUCCCAGAGCCAAGAAAUCAAUAUUACUGAUCAUCCCAUUUAGCCCUUCAAAAACAUCAGAAGUUGGUAAGCCUAAAAAAAAGUCCCCAAUGCCUCCCAAAGGCUACUUCCCAGUCUAUGUCGGAGCCCAGAAACAACGGUUCGUGAUCAAGACCCAGCUCGCCAAGCACCCACUAUUCAAGACGCUGCUAGAGGAAGCUGAAUUGGAAUAUGGGUACAGUAAUGGAGGCCCUGUGUUGCUUCCAUGCGAUGUUGAUACCUUCUACGAAGUGUUGGUACAAAUGGAGAGUGGUGGGGCUCAAGAGAGUAGUUCCCGUGGCGGCACGUUUAGCUUCCUGAGCCCAUCUCCUCGUCCGGGCUGCGGCGAAAUGGCCGAGGGUUAUGGCCACUACAGCCUGCUCAGUCCAUCUCGGAUGGUUAGGUGA
This is a messenger RNA of Vitis vinifera (wine grape), 495 nucleotides long. Its product is annotated as auxin-responsive protein SAUR71. Gene Ontology annotation, biological process: response to auxin. The record is from RefSeq and is a predicted model, not a curated record. Bases 1 to 495 code for a protein of 164 amino acids. The transcript has a single exon. NCBI's taxonomy places the organism in Eukaryota, Viridiplantae, Streptophyta, Magnoliopsida, Vitales, Vitaceae.